AUGAAUGGGGAUGAUGAUGAACAGGGCGAAAAGUUGAAUGGAAUUCGACAAAUAGUUCGAUUGAAGGAAAUGCUCAAGAAAUGGCAAUACAUAACCUUUAGUCCAAGGGGGAAUGGUCUUCCCUCAGACACUCCCAGUGGUCACUGGGGAAUUUCUCCGGCAAUAAACAGGAGGCUCAGGAAUUCAUAUGUUAUGUGUGAUUCCGAUGAGGAGAAUUGCAAUUGCCAGGAACCACCACCUGACGUUCCCAAAGGGUAUUUGGCAGUCUAUGUUGGUUCAGAGCUUGAAAGGUUCAUCAUUCCCACUAGUUAUCUUAGCCUCCCUGCGUUCAAGGAGUUGUUGGAGAAAGCCGAAGAGGAAUAUGGGUUUAAACACAAAGGAGGGCUAAACAUUCCUUGUGAGAUCGAGACCUUCAAGUCUCUCUUGAAGUGCAUGGAGAACAAUAACCAUAAGAAUCACCCUGAAGAUCACUCGGAAAAAUUCCAUCAUAGAGAAUUGCUCUCAUUGUAA
Messenger RNA from Telopea speciosissima, 510 nucleotides. Its product is annotated as auxin-responsive protein SAUR36-like. Gene Ontology annotation, biological process: response to auxin. The record is from RefSeq and is a predicted model, not a curated record. Lineage: Eukaryota; Viridiplantae; Streptophyta; Magnoliopsida; Proteales; Proteaceae. The transcript has a single exon. Bases 1 to 510 code for a protein of 169 amino acids.